AUGAGCGCCGUCCUCUACUACGCCGUCACCGGCUUCGUCGCCUACUGCGCCCUUACAUCCGCUCUCUUCAUGCUGUCCUUCGUCGUCCCGCGCGCCGGCUUCUUCGCGCGCUGCCUCGCCAUGUACGCCACCUUCUUCGGCUCCGCCGUCUUCGGCGUCGUCUCCUCGAUCGUCCUCACCCUUCUCGGCCACCAAAACAUUGCGCAGUGGGCGACCGCCCGCGCUUUCCUCUACUCGGCGCGCCUCACCACCGGCUCCUCCUUCGUCGUUCAGGACCCGGCCGACGUGCUCGGCACCACCCGGCCCGCCGUCUUCAUCGGCAACCACCAGACCGAGCUCGACGUCCUUAUGCUUGGCGCCGUCUUCCCCAAGUACUGCAGCGUCACCGCAAAGCGCUCGCUCAAGCACAUCCCCUUCCUCGGCUGGUUCAUGUCGCUCAGCGGCUCCAUCUUCAUCGACCGCUCCAACAGCAAGGACGCCCGCCAGGCGAUGCAGGGCGCCGCCGACGAGAUCAAGGCGCGGCGGCAGAGCGUCUACAUGUUCCCCGAGGGGACGCGCAGCUACACCAAGGAACCGACGCUGCUGCCGUUCAAGAAGGGCGCGUUCCAUCUUGCCGUCCAGGCCGGCGUCCCCAUUGUCCCUUGCGUCGUCGCCAACUACAGCCACCUCCUCUACCCCAAAGAAUACAGGUUCAACGCCGGCACUGUGCCUAUCAAAGUUCUCGACCCUAUCCCCACCAAGGGUCUCACUUCAGCCGAUGUCGACGAGCUCGCCCGCACCACUCGCGAACUCAUGCUCAAGGAGCUCGUCACCCUCACCGCAGAGGCCCGCGGCCAGCCCAUCGCCGUCCCCGCCAACCCAUCCUCGGCCAAGUCUUCGGGAGUCGACGUGAGGAACUAA
Messenger RNA from Cordyceps fumosorosea ARSEF 2679, 900 nucleotides. Its product is annotated as AtaAp protein. The coding region runs from base 1 to 900 and encodes 299 amino acids. Gene Ontology annotation, molecular function: 1-acylglycerol-3-phosphate O-acyltransferase activity. Gene Ontology annotation, cellular component: membrane; endoplasmic reticulum. Lineage: Eukaryota; Fungi; Ascomycota; Sordariomycetes; Hypocreales; Cordycipitaceae. The transcript is spliced from 2 exons. Gene Ontology annotation, biological process: phosphatidic acid biosynthetic process. The record is from RefSeq and is a predicted model, not a curated record.